Messenger RNA from Pistacia vera, 2732 nucleotides. RefSeq names its product elongation factor 1-delta 2-like. Bases 1360 to 2520 code for a protein of 386 amino acids. Lineage: Eukaryota; Viridiplantae; Streptophyta; Magnoliopsida; Sapindales; Anacardiaceae. Gene Ontology annotation, molecular function: translation elongation factor activity; guanyl-nucleotide exchange factor activity; zinc ion binding. Gene Ontology annotation, biological process: translational elongation. The record is from RefSeq and is a predicted model, not a curated record. The transcript is spliced from 4 exons. Gene Ontology annotation, cellular component: eukaryotic translation elongation factor 1 complex; cytosol.
GUGGAAGUAUAACCAAUUUAGUGUUUGCAUGUGCAUGUAAAGUGUUUGAUGAAAUUUCAAAGAAAGUGCAUAUAUGAGUAUGUUAGAUUAUCACCUUGUUAUGGUAUUGUUGUUGGUAGAGAAUAUUAGUUUUAUAAUGAUCUCUUUAUAUGCCAUAAUGCAUUCUUAUAUUUGAGUAUUUACAUUUAGAAGAAUAACAAAGAAUAAGCUUAUUUACAUACACAUAUACAUAUAUGAGAACAUUGAAGAACAAAGAGAAAGAAAGAAAAGAAAUUAAUUGUAGAAUCAUUAUUUAAAAGAAUAUAAUUAAAGAAUCCUUCCAAAUCUGAAAUUUUUAAUUAAAGAAAUAUAAAAGGUUAUAAGAGAAGGUUGUUGCAAUGGGAAACCCGUGAGUGACAGAGAAGCAGAAUAGCUUUACAUGCACGCCGCUUUCAAUGAGCGGCCUCAGAAUAAGAAAGAAGAUUUUGUACAGUCCGUUGGAAGUGCAUGUGGAUGAGGGCUGUACCCAGAAAGAAUUUCAGAAUACACUCACACGGUGAGGGUUCCAAAUCUAUGCCUUAACCAAGUCUGACCGGCGAAGCAGAAUAGAAUAAAGAAAAGAAAGAGAAAAAGAAAAGAAAGAAUAGAAACAUAAAUAAAAGAAAGAGAAAAAGAAAAAGAAAGAAACACAGUAAAAGAAAGAAACAGAAAACAAAUUGAGAAAUAGAAGACUGAAUAAGAAAAGAGAAAAACAGAAAAGAAAAAGUUACUUUUUAGAAGAAGUUAUUCACUUGUGCAUGUGCAUUAUGCUACUUCUACUAUCCAGAGUUUUCUAUUGUAUUCAGUGACACUCCAGUUUCUACUAAUUGUGCUUACAUAUCGGUAAAUGAGAAACCAGAAUAAUAGAAAUAACGAAGAAGAAUAGAGAAGCUAGAUGUAAAAAAAGAACUCCAGAUUAAGAGUAACAGAGGAAGAAUAGUAGUAUAGUUGGUUCACUUACUGAGCAAUUAGUGUUCACUCCGUUGAUUUCACUGUUUUUGCAGGUAGUAGAUGAGAUGCGGUCAGGUAGAACGUCAAGUAGCGGAGGAGAAUGGCAACACUGUCCGUUUGUAUUUUGUGGUUAUUUAUGAGAUUUUGUUAUUUGAUGUAGGGAUUUUAAAUGUAAAGUUUGUAUUUGGGCCCUCUAUUACAUACUUAUAUAUAUAAAUUUUCUAUGAGAUAUAUAGUGAGUUUACUGUAUAUCUUUUAAAGAAUUACUAGCUAGAGAGUUUAUUGCAUUUUUUGUAUUAGAGCCAGGUUUUGGGAAAAGUAAGAGUCUUUUAUUAGAGUGAUUUGACAGUGUGCCUCUCCCGCCGCAUUGACGUACCGUAGCUGACCGUUAUGAGACGUAUGACUCGAUCAGGUAAUAACAAUGCAGUGAGUAUGGGUGAACCAUCCAACCCGUCAAGAUUUACUCCCCCUGUCCUCGAUGAAGCGAGGAUUCGUAAUAUGAUACAGCAGGUACUGGCUGAGAGUCAGGGGAAAUCUAUAUCGGAGAGAGUUGAGACACCAGUUGUUGUACCGACCACCCGAGAGGAGAGAGAGCGACCAGUACCCCCUAUAGUACCGUGCUGUCUUGAGCCUAUUUAUGGGUUACCUAGUCAGCAUCAGCCGUCAGUAUUUAGAGGUACGAUGGACCCAAUAGUAGCAGAAGAAUGGAUUCGGUCCGUAGAGCGUACGACGACACUUUUUCCCAUGACAGAAUGGGAAAAGAUUCGGUAUGCCAAUUUUCUGUUUCGGGGUGAUGCCCGAAUAUGGUGGGAGUUGAUGGAGGAUACUCAUGAUAUAGCCUCUAUGACCUGGGGAGAUUUCAGAAGAUUGUUUGAGACAGAAUAUGGAAUGGUUGAUCGAGUUCAUGAAAAGACUCAGGAGUUUAUCAAUUUGCAGCAGGGGACCAGUUCAGUGAAAGAAUAUUCCAUAAGAUUUAAUUCCUUGGCGAGGUUUGCACCAGGUAUAGUGAGCACACCAGAAUUGAGGGUGAACAACUUUGUCUAUGGGCUAAAUCCAAAAAUAGCUCGAGAUGUGAUGGUAGGAGCCCAACCCCCUCAGACUUACAGUGAGGCCUUGGAACGAGCUUUACGAGCUGAAAUAUUUGUGAAUAAGUUGAUUCCAACAACUCUAUCAGCAUCAGCUCCUAGUGUUCCACCUCUCACUCCACAGAGAGGUAGAGCUGAUGUCUCCAAUAAUAGAGAAGCGAAAAAUAAGAAAAGAUUUCAACCCAAGAAAAAUAGGAGGGAUUGGCAGAAUAAAAGGCCGAGGACUAUUGAUUUUUCCCCAUGUCAGAAGUGUGGGAGAUAUCAUCCGGGGGAGUGUCUUAAAGAAUUGGGCCGAAAUGUGUGUUACAAAUGCCAACAGCCGGGACAUGUGAUGAGAGACUGCAAAGCCCCUCCUGCACCCACAGCACAGACGUCCAGAGGUACCAAUGCUCGGGUGUUUACAGUAGCACAGAGUGAAACCGAGGUCAGCCCAUCCGCAGUUACCGGCAGCAGCUGCCGAAGAUGAUGACGAUGAUAUUGAUCUGUUUGGUGAGGAGACAGAAGAGGAAAAGAAGGCUGCUGAAGAGCGUGCAGCUGCCGUUAAGGCAUCUGGAAAAAAGAAAGAAUCUGGUCAAUCAUCAGUUUUGUUGGGAGUAAAGCCAUGGGAUGAUGAGACAGACAUGAAAAAGCUCGAGGAAGCAGUUAGAAGUGUUCAGAUGGAAGGGCUGCUCUGGGGAG